UACUCCAUCUUUCAACACCCCCCCAGCUGUCUAAUUACGACUUUCUAAAUCAUCCUUGCCAACAUCGAAUGUUCACAACUUCGCCUCUCAGGCUUUCUGUCCAGUCAUAGGGCCAUAUCUAUCCAGGAUAUCAGCCAUCCGCGAGGUCCGCUUGGCUCCCCUCCAGCAGCGCGUGAAGCUGUACAUUUACCAUGUCAGCCUCACAGAGUCGGCCUUAAUGUCUUGAUUCGUUGCAACGAACGUCCAAUUGACUAAAAAUCGCAAACACAAUAACCGGUCAAGCCAUGAUGGCCUCGGCCGACACGACACUUGUCGAUCGCGGCAAAGGCAAGGUCGCUAAACGUUCUUCCAAUUCUUACACCAGUGAAGAGUGGCGGCGACAUCGCCCCUUGAUCACCCGACUUUAUUUCGAGGAAGGCCGGACUUUGAAGGAUGUGGCCGAACAUCUCAAGAAGGAAUUCGAUUUUGCUCCCACCGAGCGUAUGUAUAAAAGUCGACUUCACACAUGGGGUCUCGACAAGAAGAAGAAAGAACACGAAAUGCUCGACCUCGUCCGUCAAGGCUUACAGCAGAAGGGGGAGGACAAGGAUAAAGUGUUUCUGGUCCGGGGACGACAGGUCACUCUUGCUGACGCCCUUCACUAUUUCAACCGUAAAGGCAUCAAGGACCCUUCGAGUUUACUGGAGUCUCAAGCAGAGAAUUCGGGCGAUUUGUCAUCGCCGGACGAUGGAGACGCGAAAACACCGUUAUCAUCAACUGAGGACAUGCUCGACGCGACUCAGGACAUCUCAGUUUAUGAGCUGACCAGGAGCCCUCUCGAGAUGGAUGGGCACAGCAAAUCGACUCCUUCCUUGAGCCUAGAAACAGCCAAUAUAGCCGAAAUUCAACUUCUCGCCUUACAACAGGCAUUAGAUAUAUCCCAUCUCCCACCGAUGCCUCCUUUCCGAACACUCGCCAUCGAAUCCACCGUGGUUCAGCCCGACGUAUCUCCAGCGGAUCUGCGCUACCUCGAUGCCAUCUUUCAAAACAUGCAAACUCAUUAUAUGAGUUUAUUCGAUACCAGAAAUUUGUCCAUUCGCAACACCACAGGCUCAUGGACCGCCACUUCAGACGAUGCCGUUGCCGACCGCUUCUACUACUCAAUGUAUCAUGGAUACUCAUAUUUAUGGAAUGGACAGAGAGACCGAGCUUUUGAUAAUUUCUACAAGGCAUUUGCUCUAAUCGAGGGCUUAUUGAAAGAUGACCACGUCGGCUUUAUGAUAUACAUUUUCGACCUGAUUAUCCGGCAUGACGGCACCGGCUAUGAGGAACCGUUACUCAUGCUGUUACAACACCUUGCAGAAAUGUCCAAGGCUGUGUUCCAAUCCGAGGAGCAUCCCGUAUUCCUCGUUGCCAACUACCUGCGUAAUUCCAACGGGAUCUCAAGAGCAUGGCUCGCCGAAUCAACACUACGCCGAUUGCUCGACUUCUUUCAGGACAGUAUAGGCUAUUUCCAUCCCGAGACGAUCGCCCUACUCCAGACGUUUGCUACCGGGCUUAUGAAUCGAAAGAGGUUUGCAGAAGCGGCUGUCAGAUUUCAGCAAGUGGUUGACGCAUUCGAGACCACCAUGAGUAAACAGUGUUACGAGGUGUGUUAUGCCUUGCGUUCCACGUCAGAGGCAUAUUUCCACAUGGAGCAGUACGAAAAAUCACUUCAGGCGCUGAAAGCAGCUCUUGACAGAGCAGAGACUCUGCCGAGGCCGGAGGAACGAGAGAUUUAUGUCCGAUGCCUACGCGGACUGGCCGAGAUCUUCAAUAAAUUGGGACGAAAAGACGAAGCAAACCAAACAAUGCAGCAUGUCGUCGACAUAUGUCGGGACGCUUUUGGUCCCGAGCACCCUUUCAGCAACCGAGCCAGGAUGCACCAAAAGUCGAUAUUGAAGGGUAAUACCACAAGUGAUGCAGCAAUUCCACCUAUGGUCUAUAGGUUGGGCCGUGGAGGCAGUGCUGCCAAAUACAUUUGGACUUCAAGGUCAAGUCCAACUCGACUGCAGGCUUGAAUUCGGUUACAGCAAUACCCUUCCGACAAUUAUUCUCAGCUGCAACAGGAGUCAGUGAGGAGUAUCUUCGGUCCGAAGAAACUUCUGUCACAUGAGUUUGUCGACACGAUGCUGGUGCUACC
Exophiala viscosa is the source of this 2161-nucleotide messenger RNA. RefSeq lists its product as uncharacterized. Lineage: Eukaryota; Fungi; Ascomycota; Eurotiomycetes; Chaetothyriales; Herpotrichiellaceae. The coding region runs from base 285 to 2039 and encodes 584 amino acids. The transcript has 3 exons. Gene Ontology annotation, molecular function: protein binding. The record is from RefSeq and is a predicted model, not a curated record.